GGGCUGGGGGAGGGGGGCAAGAGCGUGUGGCAGCAGGAGGCCGCCUUCGACCAGCCCUACGCCGGCGCCGUGGACAGCCAGCGGCUCCACCUCUACGCCUUCAACCACACCGUGCGCCGCAACCGGACGGAGGGCGUGCGGGUGGCGGUGAGCGUGCCGUCGGCGCAGAAGGAGGCGCCCGUGCUCUUCGUGGUGCGCCAGCAGGAGGCGGUGGUGUCCUUCCAGGUGCCCCUCAUCCUCCGCGGCCUGUUCCAGCGCAAGUACCUGUACCAGGAGGUGGGGCGCACGCUGUGCCAGCCGCAGACCAAGAGCGAGGCCGAGCUGCAGUUCUUCUACGUGGACGUCUCCACCCUCUCGCCCGCCAACGUCUCCUACCAGCUCCAGGUCACCCGCGUGGACAACUUCGUCCUCAGGACGAACCAGCACUUGGACUUCAAUGCCACCGCCGCCCAGCCACAGUAUUUCAAGUAUGAGAUUCCAGAGGAGGUGGACUCGGUGAUUGUAAAGGUGACCUCAGCCGCAGCCUUCCCUUGCUCUGUCAUCUCCAUCCAAGACAUCCUGUGCCCUGUCUAUGACCUGGACAACAACGUGGCCUUCAUCGGCAUGUACCAGACCAUGACCAAGAAGGCGGCCAUCACGGUCCAGAAGAAAGAUUUCCCAAGCCAUAGUUUCUACGUGGUGGUGGUGGUGAAGACAGAAGACGAAGCCUGCGGAGGGGCGCUGCCUUACUACCCCUUUUCCAAAGAUGAGCCUGUCGAUCAAGGCAACCGGCAGAAAGCCCUGAACGUGGUGGUGUCUCCAGCCGUCACCUGGCAGGCCUAUGUGAGUGGGACCCUUUUCUGCCUGGGCAUCUUCCUCUCCUUCUACGUGGUGCCCCUGCUCCUGGCCUGCUGGGGGACCUGGAGGCGACGGCGGAAGAGGGCGAUGGGGCUGAUAGCCCCUGUAGAGACACCUGGGACUGACACUGGACAUUCCAGCGUCAGCCCAGACCCCUUUGUGGGACGCCCGCCGUACAGUGCCUCUGGUUACGGCUCCUUUGACAAUGGCUCCACAGUCAGCACGGAGAACAUCUCAGACAGCCUGGUCUCCACAGAAGCCUCGUAUGGCUAUGGAGGGCAGGAGCUGUGCCAGCACCGCCAACGACACUUGGCCAUUGCUAUGGACCGUUCCCUGGAGAACCUGGUGGGGCGUCCGCGGCUCGACUCACUCAGCUCCGUGGAGGAGGACGACUACGACACCUUGGCUGACAUCGACUCCGACAAGAACGUCAUCCGCACCAAGCAAUACCUGUACGUGGCAGAUCUGGCCCGGAAGGACAAGCGGGUGCUGCGGAAGAAAUACCAGAUUUACUUUUGGAACAUUGCCACCAUUGCUGUGUUCUAUGCCCUGCCUGUCAUCCAGCUUGUGAUCACCUACCAGACGGUGGUGAACGUCACGGGGAACCAGGACAUCUGCUACUACAACUUCCUGUGCGCCCAUCCCCUGGGCAACCUCAGCGCCUUCAACAACAUCAUCAGCAACCUGGGCUACGUCCUGCUGGGGCUCCUCUUCCUCCUCAUCAUCCUGCAGCGAGAGAUCAACUACAACCGGGCCUUGAUGCGCAACGACCUGCAGGCACUGGAGUGUGGAAUCCCAAAGCACUUUGGCCUCUUCUAUGCCAUGGGCACUGCUCUCAUGAUGGAGGGGCUGCUGAGCGCCUGCUACCACGUCUGCCCCAACUAUACCAACUUCCAGUUUGACACCUCCUUCAUGUACAUGAUUGCCGGGCUGUGCAUGUUGAAGCUCUACCAGAAGCGGCACCCGGACAUCAACGCCAGCGCCUACAGCGCCUAUGCCUGCUUGGCCAUCGUCAUCUUCUUCUCAGUCGUGGGGGUGGUCUUUGGCAAGGGCAAUACGGCCUUCUGGAUCGUCUUCUCCAUCAUCCACAUUGUCUCCACUUUGUUGCUGAGCACCCAGCUUUACUACAUGGGCCGCUGGAGGCUGGAUUCCGGGAUCUGGCGCAGGAUCUUACACGUGGUGUACACAGACUGCAUCCGGCAAUGCAGCGGGCCCAUGUAUGUGGAUCGGAUGGUCCUGCUGGUGAUGGGCAACAUCAUCAACUGGUCACUGGCUGCCUACGGUCUCCUCAUCCGGCCCAACGACUUUGCCUCCUACCUGCUGGCCAUCGGCAUCUGCAACCUGCUGCUCUACUUUGCCUUCUACAUCAUCAUGAAGCUCCGGAGCGGGGAGCGCCUCCAGCUGACCCCCCUGCUCUGCAUCGUCUGCACUUCCGUCGUGUGGGGCUUUGCCCUCUUCUUCUUCUUCCAGGGCUUGAGCACCUGGCAGAAAACGCCAGCAGAGUCCCGAGAACACAACCGGGACUGCAUCCUGCUGGGUUUCUUUGACGACCACGACAUCUGGCACUUCCUCUCCUCCAUCGCCAUGUUUGGCUCCUUCCUGGCCCUGCUGACCCUGGAUGACGACCUGGACUGCGUCCAGCGGGACAAGAUCUAUGUCUUUUAG
Heteronotia binoei (common prickly gecko) is the source of this 2502-nucleotide messenger RNA. RefSeq names its product SID1 transmembrane family member 2 (gene SIDT2). The transcript has 27 exons. The record is from RefSeq and is a predicted model, not a curated record. The annotation marks the transcript as partial. NCBI's taxonomy places the organism in Eukaryota, Metazoa, Chordata, Lepidosauria, Squamata, Gekkonidae. Gene Ontology annotation, cellular component: membrane.